CGGGGCCUGUUUUCUGACUGCAGCCUCCGAGUCCUUCCUGUAGCCCGGUUGAGGAAGUGAAUUUCGCUGACAGGGCUGGGUUCAGUGAGGGAGAGGCGAACAAAACAUCUUCCGAGGGGGACUAAACAAAUAACAAAUCAACAAGAGACGAGAGGAGCGGUUUGUUGAACCAUAUAAAAGCUACGGUAUACAGUCAUCGGUGAAAUCGUGCUCCCCUGCCCCGCUGAGACCGCCGCAGACAUGAAUGACCAGCAGCUGGACUGUGCCCUGGACCUGAUGAGGCGUCUGCCUCCCCAGCAGAUCGAGAAGAACCUCAGUGACCUCAUUGACCUGGUGCCCAGUCUGUGUGAGGACCUCCUCUCCUCUGUGGACCAGCCCCUGAAGAUUGCCCGGGACAAGGUGGUGGGGAAAGACUAUCUGCUCUGUGAUUACAACCGAGAUGGCGACUCCUACAGAUCCCCGUGGAGUAAUAAGUAUGAACCUCCCAUUGAAGACGGUGCAAUGCCCUCAGCCCGCCUGAGGAAACUCGAGGUUGAAGCCAAUAACGCCUUUGAUCAGUACAGAGACCUGUACUUUGAGGGCGGUGUGUCCUCUGUGUACCUCUGGGACUUGGAUCAUGGCUUCGCCGGAGUUAUUCUCAUCAAGAAGGCUGGCGAUGGAUCCAAGAAGAUCAAAGGGUGCUGGGACUCCAUCCAUGUGGUGGAGGUGCAGGAGAAGUCCAGCGGUCGUACUGCUCACUACAAACUCACCUCCACCGUCAUGCUUUGGCUCCAGACAACCAAGACUGGUUCCGGCACCAUGAACCUGGGUGGCAGCCUUACAAGACAGAUGGAAAAAGAUGAGACGGUUGGAGAGUCCUCACCCCACAUCGCCAACAUCGGCCGCCUUGUUGAAGAUAUGGAGAACAAGAUCCGCUCCACACUGAAUGAAAUUUACUUUGGGAAGACCAAGGACAUCGUCAACGGCCUAAGAUCUAUUGAGUCUUUGCCUGAUAACCAAAAGUACCGGCAGCUCCAGAAGGAGCUGUCGCAGGUCCUCACCCAGCGUCAGAUCUUCAUUGACUAGGGUCAGAGGAGUGUUCAGACUCUGGCUGACAAGUCAAAGCAGGAGGCUCUGAAGAACGACCUGAUGGAGGCACUCAAACGCAAACACAACAGCUAGAGUUGCUACUGUUUCUGUUUUUUUUCUCUCUUCUCUCUCUCUCUUCUUCUUCUUCUUCUUCUUCUGUCUCUCUCACUCUCUCCGCCUCAUCUCCGCCAUCUUUUCUCUGUUUCUUUACGUCUCUCCCUCCACGCCUGUUUCAGUGCUGCACUCUUGUUUAUUUGUGGGGAAAAAAAAACAAAAAAGGAGAAAAUGCUUAGCUUUUUAUUUGGUUUUUUUUCUUCUGUCUUUUUUUGUUUUCAUGCAUCUCAUCUGCCAUGAAGCCAUCGACUCACGCUCCCUCUGUCUCUCUUCGCCCCUCUUUUCUCUCCCAUGUAAUGAAUAUAAUGAUAGUAUUACCACGGUUAAUGAUAAUCUUACAGUGUGAGGGUCAUUGUAGUAAUAAUCCCUGAUGUUCUCACAGCUGAUGUGUCCUCUGUCAGUUUCAAACGAGCGACUUUAGCCCGGCUCUUCCUGUGUUGAGGAAACAGAUACAGACCGUGCUGUAGGUGGCGUAGGCUCGGCGGGGCUGUCAUUAUUAUGUACAUCAAAUUUAUUUCAAGCACCUACUUUUGUCUACAACGCCCCCACCCCACUGAUAUAUUUGUAUAAAAUUAUUACUGUCCGUGUAUAACUGUCAUUCUUCUGGUGUGAACACGAGGGCGGCCUUCAGUUCGUGUUAGAAGGUUUUUACUCUUUAUUCCACUCUGUCCACGUGCAUGUGAGCCUGUGUGGGGCUGCAGUGAGUGGAAAUGUAGACUUAUCAAACAUGGGGAUGGACUGUUAUAAUCACCGGGUGAUUACACCCACGUCGUCAACCCAACUCCCAACUCCCCCACCCUCCUACACUGUGUAUAACAUGACAGUCUGCCUCCCCUCUGUUCAGCUUAUUCGACUCUUCUCUCUCCUCACCUACUAUGUCUUUGUUGGGGGUCACAGUUCGUCUUCAUGUCUCAGUGGAAACCUUUGGCCGUUUCCAUUUUGGAGGGGAAUCUUUUUGUUGUAUUUUUGUUUUGUUUUUAUUUUGUAAAGCUUAUGAUUCAUAUUGUAUUAGAGCCUCCAGCAACAAUAAAAAUAGUAAAAAGCUA
This is a messenger RNA of Epinephelus lanceolatus (giant grouper), 2228 nucleotides long. RefSeq names its product capping actin protein of muscle Z-line subunit beta (gene capzb). Gene Ontology annotation, molecular function: actin filament binding. NCBI's taxonomy places the organism in Eukaryota, Metazoa, Chordata, Actinopteri, Perciformes, Serranidae. The record is from RefSeq and is a predicted model, not a curated record. Gene Ontology annotation, cellular component: cytoplasm; F-actin capping protein complex. Gene Ontology annotation, biological process: barbed-end actin filament capping; regulation of lamellipodium assembly; cell morphogenesis.